AAGUGCGGUUGGCCGUUUCCGGCUUUGGGCUGAUGUGUGCACAGAACAGAGAAGAGAAGAGAAACUUCCUUGACUGUUGAGCUUAGUAUUCUGACAAAGCAGAGAGGACACCUUUUCAAAUGCUGUACACAUUAAUUUAACACAAAGCGGGAGAUUUGCUCGAGGAUCAUGAGCCGUGGAUCUAAAACUAAAACCGAGGGCAUAAGGAGCUCUCUGCUGAGCCUACCGGAGAAUGAGAAGUUGGAGGAUCUGUUGGGUAGAAGGUGUGCUUCCGUGGCCACUGCGGUAGCACAGCUGUUUAUGGCCCUGCCUCACAGCCCGUCCAUGUGGAGCUUGCAGCACACUGGAGUUGUCUGCUUCGUCAAAGACAAUCCUCAGCGCUCCUACUUCAUACGGAUGUUUGAUUUGAAGUUAGGGAGGCAGGUGUGGGAGCAGGAGCUCUACAACCAAAUAAUUUACUCCUCGCCACAGCCGUUUUUCCACACCUUUGCUGCAGAUGACUGUCAAGUUGGGCUGAACUUUGCUGUGCAACAGGAAGCAGAAGCUUUUCAACAUGCUGUCGAGGAGAAAAUCAACCAAAGGCAAAAAAGUCAAGAAAAGAAACAGCGCCCCCUGCCGCCUAACGAGAGAAGUUCCCUACCUCCAGUCCCCCCAGAAAAAGCACCUGGUAGCCCUGGUUCUUUUCACAUGGCCACAGUGGACAUCCAAAACCCAGAUAUCCAGUCGUCACGCUACCGCUCGGUACCCUCACCCGCUGCUGCCUCAAUUCUGCAAAUCAGCAAAGGAAAGAAAGAUAAAAAGGAUAAGAACAAGAAAAAGGGCCCCAAACUCUCCAAAGCAGACAUAGGAGCCCCCAGUGGAUUUAAGCACGUUACUCAUGUCGGCUGGGAUCCCAACAACCUUGACCCUGACUUGUGGAAACUGCUCUCUCAGGCUGGAAUCAGUGAAGCUGAGAUGAGGGAUGAAAAGACCUCCCAACUCAUCUAUAAUGUCAUCGAGCAGUCUGGAGGAAUGGAGGCGGUGAAAAGGGAGGUGAACAGAACAGCUCCUGGACCUCCACCACCUCCACCUGGCAGACAAGGGCCUCUGCCUCCUGUGCCGGGUUCUGGUCAUUCUGCUCCAAACCCUCCACCACCUCGAGGUCGCUCUGGCCCCCUGCCUCCUAUCCCAGGCCAGUCACAGAGAGGAAGCCCCUCCACACAACCAGCUUCAGCACGUGGAGGCCUCCCACCCCCACCUCCUCCAACAAACAGAGGUGGUCCUCCACUGCCACCACCACCACACUCUGCACCUUCUCAGUUCCCCCCACCACCUUCCCAGUUCCCCUCACCACCUUCCUCAAAGUCGUCUUAUGCUUCAUCCCCGACCUCCUCCCACAACACACGUCCUCCCCCUCCUCCAUCAGGCCAACAGCGCCCCAUGGGUUUCCCGUCUCCUCCUGCCCCAUCUGCACCGAGGGGUGGAGGAGGAGGAGGAGUUCCCCCACCUCCUCCCCCACCCCCUCCGCCCCCACCUCCUCAAACCUCUAUUCCUUCAGAUUUCCCUCCUCCUCCUCCUCUCUCUGGAGGGGCACCCCCACCCCCACCUCCAUCGGUUGGAGGAGGAGACAGCAGAGGAGCUCUGCUGGAUCAGAUCCGACUGGGAAAGAAGCUCAGAAAUGUGACAGACACUCCUGAUGCAGCUCCACCCACAACACCAGAGUCGGGUGAGGGCAUCGUUGGUGCUCUCAUGAUGGCCAUGCAGAAGAGGAGCAAAGUCAUCCAUUCCUCUGACGAAAGUGAAGAUGAGGGUGGUGAUGAAGACGACGAUGAAGACGAAUGGGACGACUGAUGUGGAGGUUCUCCUUUGUGGUGCAAACCUCUCGAUUGUAAUGCUGUUACAUGCUGUGGGACUUCAGGUCUGCAAACUGGGGCGCGACUUGUACAUGAAACUGUGUGGAUGGUUAAAUAAACAUAAAUCAGUGUAAUAAUGAAUCCAUAUAAAAGAGUUGAAAUUGAAAGGAAA
Molecule: messenger RNA, 2004 nt
Organism: Scatophagus argus
Lineage: Eukaryota; Metazoa; Chordata; Actinopteri; Scatophagidae
Product: wiskott-Aldrich syndrome protein-like
Exons: 11
Coding region: 169-1830 (553 amino acids)
Biological process (GO): actin filament organization
Molecular function (GO): actin binding
Source: RefSeq, a predicted model, not a curated record